UUUUCCUGUUCAACCGAUGGUGAAGUGGAGCUGUAACCGGAAAGGAGGUGCUUUGUUUCGAUAUUCCGCGCAUUCAAGCACAUAUGACAGUAAACUCGGAAGCAAACUUCAGGUCUUUAAAAAAAAAAAGAGAGAAAGAAAUUGAAUAAUUAGUUGCUUCCAUUUUUCCGGAACAAAUCCAGAUACUUCUUUGAAUUUUGUGUUGACCGGAAGUCAGUGGUGGAGGAAUGGAGGAUGGUUCCACACGCUGCGGACUGGUUCCGGAGAUGCAGUUUGAAAUAUAACCACAAGGGAAUGUCUUGCGAAGUAACAAUUUAUAAAUAAACUGGUUGCUCAGUACUCCGUAUCAUGUCUGAGGAUCCAGCCAGCAGCUUAAGAAAACUGCCUCCUGGCCAGCUAGAGAACAUACGCAAGCGAUUUGAAGUGGGCGGUGAGAGUGCCCAGGCUUCAGAAAAUGAUGUGAAACUGCGAACAAAGCCUCCAGUGCAAUCUAGCCCGGUCCAUAAAAGGCCCACAACUACAGUGUUAGAUUCUCCUGUCAGAUCAAUAAAUAAAGAAAGACUGCGUCCCCAAAGUACUACAGUGUUACCAAAUUCUUCACCGAAUGUGGCCAAAGUGUUGAAUAAAUUUGAGUCAAAAGGAACUGGAGAACAGGUAAACACACCUAAAGUUACACCAAGAGAUCCAAGUCCGCAUAAACUGACCCCGAUUAAACCAACCAUCUCAAAGAAACCAAGUUUUACUAAAGCAGAUGACUAUGAAAAACCUCCAAUUUCAAAGAAGCCAAGUUUUUCAAAAACUGAUGAAAAGAAAAAACCAGUGAUCGUGAGAAAAUCCAGCAUAUCAGGUAAAGAUGAGAUUAAACCUGUCAAUAUUGUGCAGCAAAGAACACUUAAAGCUGGGCCCCCUCCACGUCCUGCUCCACCAGUCAGACCUAGUUCACGUCCAUCAAGUGUGGGCUCAGAUGAUCAAGAGGGACCAAUUUAUAGUGAGGUCAACAAGAAAACUAAAAAACCUGUGUCUAAUGAAAAGAAGGAGGAGAGAAACAAUCAGUAUGAUGAAGCUUGGGACAACAGACCAGUGAGUAAGUUGAUAAGUUCCCCAGCUAAACAGCCAAAUGCUCCACCCCCACCUCCGAAGAAGCCCCCCAGAACUGGUGCACAUGAUGAAUACAUGCAAAUUAAAAAACAAGGUGUUGCUUUCCAUCUUUAUGAUGAUGUUCCAGAGGAAGAACCAUCACCAGUGUACAGAAAAAUUGUAAAGCCUUCAGUUACAGACUCGCGUGAAAAAUCUGAGAUAAGAGUGCCCCGCCCUAGCAGGCCUCCUCCCCCCAGGUCCCGCCCAGUGACAAUUGCAGGAGAUUCACCACAAACAGAAGCAUCAAAUCUAAAAAGUGAGUUAUCCCAUAAACCUCUAUCAACACCUAGUCUCAAAUUGUAUGAGGAAGUAAAUGGUGGCGAUUUCAGUAUUAGUAACAUAAAACAUUGGGAUUUACCCUUGCCAGUGCCACCCGAAACUUCAUCUAUCCCACCACAUGGUUCCACCAACCUAAAACGCAGCUUAAGCAUGGAUAGUUUAAUGGGAAGCCCAGUGUAUUGUGACCCAGCACCGAUUGUGAGCUUUCGAGAUGACAGUGAAAUUUACGUGGAUAGUGCAGGGUAUGCCAUGCCCUUGGGGACGCCCACACACCGAGGACUGACCAAUUCUGCUUCUCUAGAUACCGACCCAGCUUCAGGAGGGAUAUGUCGUCCACUUAGCCAUGCAGUGAUGAAACAAUUAAAAAAAUUGAAACCUGCAGGCAAGCCAAAACGAGCAUCAGCACGGGAAAACUGGAAAAAGCUUCAGAACUCCAGUGCAGAGAAGGUAAAGAUGAAGAUCAACAUUGCGUUUGCUGUGAUGCGUCAAAUGAAGAAUGAACAUAGAACAGACUCAGUGAGUGAGAGUUCUGAUGUGGACAGCUUGGUAGAUGAAAGUGAAAUCAAAAAGAGGAUUUCUUAUUGUGGGAUUGUUCGGAAAAAUACGAGUAGGAGUAUACGAAAAGCCCGUCAUGUUCAAACGCAGGCGUACAAUCAGAUGUUUGAUUUCUGUCUCAUUGUCGGACUCCAGCCAAACAACGAUCACACGGCAUACAAACCAAAAAUCAUCUACAAGUUCCCUGACCUUGGAAAACUGCAGAUUGACACUCAUGGCCGACUGUCGAUCUGUAGACCAAGGGUGGAGAGCAAUGCGAACAUCCCGGAGUUCUGUUUCCCUGAUGCUGAGGAGUUUGAUGCCAAAUCUGCGUCUGCUGCUGCUCCAAGCGAAUCAUACUCGUUUGUGUUGACCAAUGUGGAAGCAGAAAGAGUUUAUGGAUACUGCAGAAGAAUGGUGCCCUUCUGCAGUAGAGAUGGUCUACCAGAAGUCAUCUGCAUAGUUAGUCCAGUUGAUGCCUUUAGCAUGUACAAUGAGUUGUUAGAUGCUGCUGAGAAUUGUCGGCACAAGUCUUUGGAUCUGUCGCGAGAAUUACUGUCGGCUGCAUUUGGCAGACCUCUACCAGAACCAGGGAAAUUAGUACAAGUUAGAACAUUGGAUGAGAACUGGGAUACUGGAACAAUUUUAUUAUCCAGACCAGAGGACUUCCGAGUGGACAAUGUGAACAGAGAGUAUCUGCUGUCUAAGCUGGGAAUUGACAAGCUGCUGAAACUCUUUUCCUGUGUGCUGCUGGAAAGAAGUAUUCUGUUUUGUGCCAAAAAUCUUAGCAUUUUGUCUCAGACGAUCCAUGCUUUGGUUGCCUUGCUCUAUCCAUUUCGCUGGCAACACACGUACAUACCAGUUCUACCGGAGUCCAUGUUAGACGUCACAUGUUCUCCGACGCCCUAUAUCAUUGGAAUUUUGUCUUCCCAACUUUCAUAUGUUCAAAAACUCCCCAUUAGUGAGAUUGUUAUUUUUGACCUGAACAAAAAGCAGAUGAUGAAAAGUCAAGGAGACGAGGGGACAAUUUUGCCAAAAGACAUCCAGAAAGCUCUGAAAACAGCACUCAACAUGUGCAAAGUGGAUGCUGACGUAAAGAUGGCGUCCAAUCUGAUGAUGUCUGAGGCGUUCCUACGCAUGUUUGUGGAGGCUGUAGGUCAUUAUGCACAAUACAUCACUACUCAACAGGACGGGACUAAAGUCUUCCAGAAGGAGAACUUUAUCCAGGACGCCCCUACAGACAGUAUGAUGCAGUUCCUGCAGUGGUUUUGUGAAACUCAGAUGUUUGAGGUUUUCAUCACAGAACAGACGGAAAGAAUUAAAUCUGCUAAAAAGAAAAGCAAAACUAUUGAACUAUUUGAUCAAAGAAUUGUGGAGGCAAGAGCAGAAAUUCUGGAUAAGAAGGCCAAGAAGAAUAAAGGACUAUUGAAAAUGCUGAAGACCUAAGAGGUUUCUACAGGUCAUGUCAAAAGUCUGUGAUAGGUAUUACAGGGUCAGUCAAAAUAUGGACAGCCAAGAUUGACAGUUGUCACAUACAUUCCUAGAUUGACAUUUGUCAUAUAUACAUUCCUAGAAUGUAUUCUAAUCCCAGUACUUAGUGUUAAGUAUUCUGUAAUGGAAUUGCCAAUAUGUUAGGCUGGACAGAAAAAGCUGUCUGUGAAUCAUUAUGACUUAGUCAAAUUAUCCAUUUUUUAAAAAAUAAUAUAUAUGUAUAUUAAUGGCACUGCAUGUAUAUUCUAGGUACGUGUACAUCUCUGAGAAUUUCAAAGUGUCUUAUCAAUGUAGACAAAUAGCCACUGUUUCUUGUCUACAUGUUGGUUUUCCUCUUUUUGUUAUGGUUGUGUUGCACUAUAUUUUAUACCUUGUAAAGUUUACAAAGUUGAUCAUGGUCAGAUCCACAUUUUACUUAUUUUAUCACUUGUCUUUGACAGAUACCAUGCCCCCCGACAACCAUGAUAUUUUGAUCAGAUGUUACAAGUAUAUAUAUAUAUAUAUUGUACAGUAGGUGUUAUGCAGUAUAUACACUGUACUAUGAAACGAGAAACAGUCAGUGUAUCAGAAAAGUUCCCUUUAUUUAUGAAACUGACCAGUUUCAUUGUGCAAUAUUCAUGUUGGUGUUUGUAAAGAAUAUAUAGGCUCACCUAAGCCAUAUCUCAAGUGAAGUUUACGUAUCAAACUCUGCCCUUCGUCUACCUGUCUAUAACUUAAUAUUGUCAGUUCCAGAAAAAAAUAAACUUUUGCAACCAAUCUGAGAGCAAAAUAUCAUUGGUUGUGGAAUUUAAGGGCUUUUAGUGCAAAGGGAGUUAAUUUUAAAAGAAUUUUGAUUUCGGAAAGAAUUACAAUUUGUGAAAUUAUCUGCAAACAUUCUUAUAAAAUGUACAUGUAGAUUCAAGUUUGUUCAAAUCAUGGAUUUCUGUGAGAAGUAAACAAUGCGGUAUAAAGUUCAGGAGAUUUAUUUGUCUGUAUAAAGCAGGCUGAUUCAGGUGAGCAGUGCAACAUAGGCCUCUUGCUUGUGUAAUUUACUUUUAUUGUAAAUAAAUGCAGAUUUAGUAGUACAUGUCGAUGUACAAAGUGCAUGUGGAAGUGAAUGGGACUCCUGUUGUUCUGUUAUAAUGACGUCGGUAUGUCUAUCCAAUGGGACAUUCUGUUAUAAUGACAUGUCAGUAUGUCUAUCCAAUGGGACGUUCUGUUAUAAUGACAUCGGUAUGUCUAUCCAAUGGGACGUUCUGUUAUAAUGACAUCGGUAUGUCUAUCCAAUGGGACGUUCUGUUAUAAUGACAUCGGUAUAUCCAAAUUGGCUGCACAAUAGAAAGAUGUGAAGAGAAAAACUUUGUGAUUCAAUAUUUUGUGCCAAUCAAGAAUUGAAAUACUUUCCCCUUUCAUCUCCAAUUCAUUGUUGAAUUUUUAGGUACUUCAAUGGUACAUCCUAUGAUGGGCAGCUAACUAAUUUUAGCUCGCCUGAGCCAAAGGCUCAAGUGUUUCUUGUAUUUUUCAAGAAUUUUUUUUUGCCAAACCCACUGAAUCAUUUUUAGCCAAGCUUGGCACAAGCUUCCUUGCAUAAUGAGGAUCUGAAUGUAAUUGUAUUCAAAUAAAAGACCCUUUCAUAUUCCAAAGGGGAAUAAGUAAGAAAUUGGUGGGGGCAUUUAAAACUUUCAAGAACUACUAGAUUAGAAAUAAGUUUUUAAAAAAAAAGAUCAAUGAAUGAUUUUUACCUGAAGUGUGUGCAUGUGGAGAAGAUAAAAACAUUGUGAUGAUUUGAAAGGACUAGGUUCUCAGUGGUCUGAGUAGGCCUGAAUUCUAACUGUAAAUUGAAACUACAUACAUAAAUAAUGAAAUGAUUUGCCUAAAUUUACUGUUAGAUAGUAAAAGAUACAAAACUAAUUAGAAUUGUAAAAGUGACUGUGAAUUUACAAUAUAUGACAUCACAUGACUUUCACUCCAUAGGACCAAAUUUUUUAAAACCUGAUUGGCUAAAUUUAGAGAGUAUGAGACACAUGUAUCAAUCAUAAGAUUGAAUUAAGUUAAUCUUCAUUACAUUUUAAUGGGGAAAAUAUUUUGAUCAACAUAUGUGGUUGAUGAUUUAUAUUGAACUGGCUGAAAUGUAAACAUAUUUAACAAUUUUGAAGGAAAAUGUGAAAAUUCAUUAACUUUGUGACAUCUUAUUCCAGAAGGAAUCAGUUGUGGGGAAAUAUAACUUUAUUUUUAGAUAAUACUAACUGUUAUAUAAGAUUUGUAUUUUCUAUGACUCAGUGAAUGCCAGAGUGUCUGAACCUCGUUUGUAAAAAUUUUGAAGAAAUCAUUUGUUAACAUUUCAGUCACAAAAUAUUGGAGUUGCAUCUGGUAAAUUUAGCACUCAGGUGAAUAAAUAGCCUUGCGCAUGUAUUUUCCAAACCUGAAACUUCUAUUUUUGUCUAGUUUGCUCAAUGGGUUAAGCUUUCAGCUUGUGAUUGUUGACAAUCUGUUGUUUUUAUUUUAUAUAAUUUCCUUUAAUGCUGAAAGAUUUAAUUGAGAGAAAUCCAGGAUACAGAAACAUUUGUAAGAUAUUUAGGGUCAUCUUUAAAAUUACACAGUACACACAACACUACCCAUAUCUUUUCUGGUAGUCGCUGAGUUUUAGGUGCCAUGAAUUAAUUAGCUUUGUUAUCAGCUUUAACUGAGAGAAUUGACUCCAGGGAUCUGUGAUAUUUUGCUUGUUGUCCAUUAAAAUUAUAAUUUUAUCAUUUGUUCUGUUAGUAGGGAUGAAUCUCAAUCUCACAACAUAUCAAUAUUUUACUGUGGUCCUCUUAUCAGGAGUCUAAACUGCACAACAAAGUGGAGCAUUCUGUGACCUGAGUGCAAACCCACCCACCCCCAACAUGCACACACACUCUCCAACAUGACAUAUUGAUUAAUUCUUACUAGUCUACCAUACUAAUAUAUAUAAAGUCAAUGUCAGAUAAUGAAUAAUGUUUCUGGCAUUGUUAUUAACACACAGUCUUAAAGGGGCAUGGACACAAUUUGAGCUGAAAAUUUUUAAGUUUUAUUUUCAUUUUCAAUGUUUAGAAUGCUUAACUAAGGUAUUUCUAAUAGUCAGCAAAAAUUUAAAUGUCAUUUGUCAAGGUACAUGAGAGAUAUAGAGCUCACAAUUCUUUGUUAUGUAAACAAGGAUCGUGCCAUAUGUUUGUUUACAUAGGUUAAAUAUACUACAUUGUAGUAAAAGUUUGUUUAAAGCAGAUUUUUCAAUUUACAAGUAAAUUCUGAACACAAUUCAAUAGUUUCUAGUGUUUGGCACAUCUCAUUUUGUUUUAAUCAUGAUAGUUUCUAUUAAACAAAAAAAUGGCACAAUUAACCUUGUUUACAUAACAAAGAAUUGUGAGUGCUGAUAUUAAAAUUUUGGUUGUCCAUUAGAAAUACUUUAGUUAAGCAUUGUAAAUAAUAAAAAUUGAAAAAUAAAGUUUUCAGCGCAAUCGUGUCCAUGCCCCUUUUGAUCUUCAUAUACAGAAAUACACCACCCCAACGAUUUGUGUACUAACACCCCUUUAAUCCAAUGUCUUGACAGCUGUUACAGAUGAUUGUUCUUAGAGAAGCAUUUGUGUUAAUCAAACACAUCUUGGUUUUUUUGUUAAAUAUUUUUAUUUAUAUUUUGAUUUGGAAUUAUUUUCAAUAUAUAGUAUUAUAGUAACCUGUAAAUCUGUAGUCAAUAUACCACACUCAUGUUCUAUAUGUGUAUUCCUGUUGAUGAUUUUGGUUCUGCCAGCGUUCAUUCCUUGUACAGUGAGACAUUAUACUAUUCAUUCGGUAGUCUGUGAUUUUUUCCUGUGCUCAGUAGUAAUUAAUGAUCUGCUAUUGGUAAAGAUCACCUACUUAAAAAUUGUGCAAUUGUUGUAAUAAUAUAUCAUAAAGUCAUGUAUAAUGCAAUUUUGUUACAUUGAUAAUAUAUAAUAAAAUUAUAUAUCUGUCCAAA
Messenger RNA from Ostrea edulis (European flat oyster), 7393 nucleotides. Its product is annotated as DENN domain-containing protein 2B-like. The coding region runs from base 349 to 3396 and encodes 1015 amino acids. NCBI's taxonomy places the organism in Eukaryota, Metazoa, Mollusca, Bivalvia, Ostreida, Ostreidae. The record is from RefSeq and is a predicted model, not a curated record. The transcript has 19 exons.